Molecule: messenger RNA, 3305 nt
Organism: Patella vulgata (common limpet)
Lineage: Eukaryota; Metazoa; Mollusca; Gastropoda; Patellidae
Product: cell adhesion molecule DSCAM
Exons: 18
Coding region: 17-2863 (948 amino acids)
Biological process (GO): cell-cell adhesion; axon guidance
Cellular component (GO): plasma membrane; axon
Molecular function (GO): protein binding
Source: RefSeq, a predicted model, not a curated record
CAAGACCGAGGGUCCCAUGUUUCUCAACACCAUACCGGAAGUCGUGGCGUUCGCUGAUAGUAAUGGAGCUUCCAUCUCAUGUGCAGCAUUCGCCCGACCAGCGCCGGAACUUGACUGGCAGCGAAUGGACGGAACACCGGUGGAAGAGGUUACCGGACUCCUGGCAAUUCUACCGAACAACACCCUGUAUUUCCCGCCUUUUGAUUCCAAACGUUUCGCGCCAAGCAUUCACAAUACUCAGUACCGCUGUGUAGCCAGAAAUGUAGUCGGAAUUAUCAUGUCUAGAAACGUCACAGUUAAAGCAGUUUUGGUAGAGCAGUAUAAAAACUAUAAUGUACAACUAAAUGAUAAAUGGGUUAUGGAGGGUGCCACGGCUGUUCUAAAGUGUGACGUCAAUCCGUAUUACGUUCAAGAUUAUGUGAGCGUGAUUGGUUGGACACUAGGCACUCGACCAAUCGUACCAGGUGGACGAUUUAGUGUCCUGCCAUCCGGCUACCUCCAUAUUCGAGAUGUAAGAAAGACAGAUGGGCUGGCCAUGUAUUCCUGUAGAUCUAAAAAUAUCCUGACUGGUGAUGAACGAGGAAGUGCCUUCGCUACUCUACAUGUACAUGCACCACCAGCAACUCCUCCUCAUACGGCCAGAUUAUACCUGGCUUUAACAACAUCAUCUACUAUACAAGUGAACUGGUUAUCAGGUAGUAAUGGUGGCAGUCCUAUACAAGGAUUUAUAUUAAAUUAUAAGAAGGAACAUGGUUCGUGGCAAGAAGUUCGACUAGGUCCACAAAAUAGAACAUACAUAGCAGCUAAUCUACUCUGUGGAACAUCGUAUAAAUUUAAUAUCCGAGCCUUUAAUCGACUAGGUGAAUCAAACAUCAGUCAGCUAGUUACAGCGAAAACUAACGGUUCAGUUCCGAUCUUGCCACCACAGAAUAUGAUAUUGAAAGAAGAAAACACAACCUCUGUUGUCCUUGACCUUCAUACUUGGGAGACGGCUGGUUGUCCUAUCAGAUUUUAUUCUGUAAAAUAUCAAGUAUUUAACGAUGAAGUGUGGACGUUUGUCUCCAACUCUAUCAAAUAUAACACGACAUUAUUUACUGUACAAGAUUUACAUCCUGCCACAUGGUAUGAUAUGGUUGUUACAGCUCACAGUGAUGCUGGUUCUACAGAGAGUAAACUUAGAUUCGCUACACUAACAUAUACAGGCAGUACAAUAUUACCUAUAGUUGUUAUGCGUAAAGAAGAAAGUGAAUUUUAUGAGAAUAUAUUUAUAAUGAUACCACUGUGUGCUGGGUUGAUUAUAUUAACAGUUGUUUUAGUUGGUUUGUUCCUCUUCUGUAGACGACGUAGACAAAGACUUAGAUACAAAGAGCAUGCUCCUAAUUUGAGAAGAGAUAUAACUGCUGAGACAUCGUUAAUGAAUGACCUUGAUAAAAGGUUAAAUGUCGAUUUAGACAGUAGUAGUAGUACGCUACCAGAGUUCAGCAAACGUAAUGUUAACUUGUUGAUAUCGUUACAUUCGGAUGAUAAUAUUAACGGCAACAGUCAGUCGUGGUUGAUAGACAGCAGUAAAACCAACAGUGACAAUGGAUCAUUCUCUCGAUCAGAAGAUGAAGGAAAUAUUAACCCAUAUGCCACUUUCAACGAGCUCAAGGCUGUCGUCAAUACAGGAAAACGACAGGAACUCAUGCAGAAAUCUUCAGAAUCUGAGGAUGAAAUAGCCUUACAAAAAGCAGCAAAUCAAAGAGAGGGAUUAAUGUCCACUCCCUCGGAACCAUAUGUACCGUUCUUUCAUUCGAAGGGUGCCGGGGGAACAGUCCCUCGGAAGCCUCCACCUUUACCUAAAACCCGCCCACCUCGUCGUACAACCAGACACGAUGAAGUUAAAAAAGAGGGCUACGAUAAUCAUGGUGUGAUUUUAAGCCCCAGGAAAUAUGCCAGCGCCGAUCAAAUACAUGCUUUAUUUACACAAGGUCCACCAAGGCCACCUAGUGGUCAUAAAUCUGGCUCUGGCUCAAGUGACAAAGGAAGCCAGAGACAUAGUUUAAUAUCUAGUGUCACAACUGUUUCUUCGAGUCGAGAUGAAUUAAUGGAGGCUCUCGAAAACGCUAAAAAGAAUCCACCUCCACCUAUUCUGUUUGAAAGUCAGAAUGAUGACUCAUCUCAACCCACUGAUAGUUCGAUCGCCACAGAGCCUGGAAUUCGUGAAUUCACCCAAUCCCCGCCCAAACCAAAUGAACAGAGGGAAGCCUCAUGUGAGGUUCCAUCUUAUGAGCAGCAAAAACGUAGAAGGCAGCAUCGUAAAGAAAUGGAGAGUGAUACAACAGAAUGCGAGGGAACUGAACUCGCAGAUCAUUCUCCACCCAGACGUACAAUACGUGGCAGACGCAGCAAACAAAAACCACAAAUUAUAUCAAAACGUUCACUUGGUACUACAUUUAUUCCUAGGGCUCAUAGUCGCACUAGUACAACUAGUAGUGAAGAGGUCACAUAUACAUUUGGUGGAAGAGAAUCCCCAAGAUCAAAUAGUCCAUCAGAGGCUUAUCUCUCCUACCCGUGUGAUAGUUACGGCUAUACAGAUACAGAUUUAGGUAGUCGAAGGAGAGAACCAAAACCACGUGGACGUGGUACACCCCACGCUAAAACUAAGUAUGAUGUGAGUCUACAAACACCUGGUACAGAUGAAAGUAAGCCGUUAGUACUUGCUCUCGCACAACCAGCGUUAACUAGUCCUGCUGAAGAAGAUGAACACGUCAGCUUAAUAGACAGACAUUAUCGACCUUUACCAGAAGAAGAAGGUUCGGAAAAAGACAAAGAAAGUCGUAAGAAAGAUAAAGGCUACACCGAGGAUUUUACCAUAGUGUGAAUAUCGCGGGGGGGAAAAAACAUUUUUAUCUAAUUGGUGCAUAAACUUCUAUUGUGGCAUUUGCUAACUUUUUCAAAAAGUGUCAUUUGUGUCACAAUUAUACCAAUCUUUUUUGCGAUACUUGCUAUGAUAUUAUACUGUGGCUUUUCUUAAGCAUUUCAGCGUUGUUUUGUGUUCACUGGCAGCCCAUAUUUGGUAUAUGACAUUACCAUAUCUAGUAAGUAAAACAGUGAUUAUAUAAUUAAGGCCUAGCGUCUCAGUACAACAAAGGAAUAGCUACUCGUUAAUAAUACGAUACCCAACAGUUAAUAAGAUCUUCAAAAACGGGAGUAAAAGUGCAAUAUGGAGGCAUCACAAGUCGUAUUCAGUAUGUUUUAUUCAUGAUACCUUACAGAGUAUACACGAUAAAAAUAUCAAAAUUCCUUAUUAAAGACUGGAUCAU